Messenger RNA from Pelagomonas calceolata, 2182 nucleotides. The record is from the annotation of a GenBank genome assembly. NCBI's taxonomy places the organism in Eukaryota, Pelagophyceae, Pelagomonadales, Pelagomonadaceae.
AUGCCGCCGAAGAAACGCGGGCUGUUGCCUUUGCAGUUCGCCCUCAAAGAAGGGGGCUUUAAGGAGGUGCGCCAGGCGACGAUGGCCGAGAUCCACAAGGCAAAAGACGAGGCCGUGCCUGCUGGUUGGAACGACACGGACGUGGUAAAAGUGGAGUGGACGGGGUCGCUGGACUGGAAAAAACCUCGCCGCGGCGGCCCCAAAAACCGGGGGAUCAUGAGAGUUAUUGUAGAAGAAGAAGCACACUAUCUGAGGGACACCGCGAACACGGUCAAGGGUAACAACAAGAAGCACGUGCUACCAGUCACGAAGAUGCACUUCCUACCGAAAGGUGAAAAACGGAAGGAAAGCGAGAAGGCAAAAGCCAAACGACUAGGGACCAAAGGAAGUGGUGGCUGGCUGCAGGGAACGGACUGUGGUCCAAAGCUAAGGGAAGUCUUCGAAAACUCCGAAGCGACCAAGGACGACCUGCUGGCUGCGGCUGAUCAAUACGUCAGGCCGCGGCCGCAUUCCAAGUAUAAUGUAAAGGACGACUGCCAUCUAGUUCAAUGCGGCGUCGGCGGCCGCUAUUUGGGAGUCGGCAUCUACUACGGCUGUGUCGGCUCCACGGACGCCGUUGCUAGGGCGGACGCCAAGAUUCAGGCCCUCGGGAACUGUCUGUCCUGGCGCGACACCGACAACAUAGAGAAGGACCCGAUCUACAAGCGCAUGAAGCGCGUGUGCCCGGCGAUCCAGGCGGCCGCGAGGCUGUCGUUGUUGAAGAAGCCCUAUAAAGGGAAGAAAGGGGCGGGGCGCCUCGACAAAUUUACCGUCACGGUGCUCACGGCACAGGAGAAGGCCAUCCAGGCCAAGUACGUCAAGGAGUGCGGGGAACUCGGGCGCAAGCCUCUCGUCGACGGCGCCGAGGUCCCGUCGAGGAGCUUUAACGACGUGGACGGCGGGGAGGGCCGGAAGAACCACGCGGAGGUACGGCUCGGCGUGGAGCGGGUCCUUCAACUUGUCCCCGUCGACGCAGUGGUUCGUGGCGCCGUCGACGCAGCGAUUUGACGUUCUCGACGCAGGCCAUCGAAGGAGUGCGGCAGGCCGACGCCGAAACUACGGCCGUGUUGUAUUCAGCAGGUAUUAGGAACCAUGAGGCCAAGGCUCCGGGCGAGCUGGUCGCGCAGGACGUGUUCUGUGACUUUACUAAAGCGUCAGCUGACCUGCAGAAAGAGGUCAACGACGCCUGGCGACGAGCGUUGCGGGAGAAGGCCGAGGACGAAAAAGCGUUAGAUUGUUUCGAUAGAAUAGCGACGGAGGAGGGCCUCGCUGCGCGUUUUUUGUCGGAGGCUGGGGCUAGGCCCAAGUCCGGGGAAGCCUUUUCCGAGGAGCAGAUUCGGGUCAUCGGGGAACAUUACGGUUUCUACUCGUUCUUGGUCGGCGGCUCGGCGGCGCUCCGCACCUUGGUCUUGUGUGCUCGUUACACUGGUGAUGCCGCCCGGAAUGAGCCGCACAUCUGGACGGCUUUGGCCGGGGACUUUUAUGGUCUCGCGAUCAACUACCAGCAGUAUUGUGUUAUCGAGGCGUCGAUGCGGUAUGGGAUGCGCCUGCGGCGCGAGGGCAAGUCGGCCCGUCGACAUUCUGAUUCGGUGCCGGUGUCUGCCGAAGAUAGCGCCGUCGGCGUGAACGCGGACACGAUCCGGACUGCUGGCGUUCUGUCGGCGGUCCGCGCGCGGGCAAUCAUCGGUGACCUCCUGAUCCUCGAGGGCAAAAGGCGGGCGAGCUACAUCGCCCACCUGCGCCAGGUCCUCGACGACGCGGAGGCGGACGACGACGCGGCCGCGCCCAUGGAGUCGUCUGAGCGGCGCGUGUCGGUCGACGAGUCGUCGUCGUCGGACGACUCGUCGUCGUCGGAGGAAGAGGACGAGGCGCCGGCCGCGGCCAUGGACGUGGAGGCGCCCGCGCCGGUGCCGGCGCCCGCGCCGCCGCGGCCGGAGCGGAGCGUGUCGCCGCCGCCGGCCAAGAAGCGACGCGGUGCGGAGCCGUCACCGCCGCGGGCGACGGGCUCGCCGCAGCAGCCGAUGUCGCCGUUGAGGACAAACCCGGCUGCGGUGACUGCAUGGGGGCGACUCAAGAGGCGCUCGAACGAGGGCAAUGGAGUCCGUUAUGAUUAGCUUGUUGUGCAGUCUGGAGUAAGAAGAAC